CAGCCCGCUGCGUCCCCUUCCCGGGCUGCAGGGCUGCCUCCGCCGCGCCGCCGGCCCAGAUUGUGCCUGUGAUGAGCCGCAGCCCGCCGCGAGCUCUGCCCCCGGGCGCGCUCCCUCGGCUGCUCCAGGCUGCGCCUGCAGCCGCGCCGCGUGCCCUGCUCCCGCAGUGGCCCCGGCGCCCAGGACGCCGCUGGCCCGCGUCCCCUCUCGGAAUGAAGGUGUUCCGUAGGAAGGCGCUGGUGUUGUGCGCGGGCUAUGCACUGCUGCUGGUGCUCACUAUGCUCAACCUCCUGGACUACAAGUGGCACAAGGAGCCGCUGCAGCAGUGCCACCCCGACGAGCCGCUGGGUGCCGCAGCGGGGGCAGCCGGAGGCAGCUGGGGGCGCCCAGGGCCGCCUCCGGCCGGGCCGCCCCGUGCUCAUGCCCGUUUGGACCUCCGCACUCCUUACCGCCCUCCCGCUGCCGCCGUCGGGGCGGCUCCUGCAGCCGCGGCAGGGAUGGCGGGGGUCGUGGCCCCUCCAGGCAAUGGCACUCGGGGCACUCGGGGCACCGGGGGCGUCGGGGACAAGCGGCAGCUGGUGUACGUGUUCACUACGUGGCGCUCUGGCUCCUCGUUCUUCGGCGAGCUAUUCAACCAGAAUCCCGAGGUGUUCUUCCUCUACGAGCCAGUGUGGCAUGUAUGGCAAAAACUGUAUCCGGGGGACGCCGUUUCCCUGCAGGGGGCAGCGCGGGACAUGCUGAGUGCUCUUUACCGCUGCGACCUCUCUGUCUUCCAGUUGUAUAGCCCCGCGGGCAGCGGGGGGCGCAACCUCACCACGCUGGGCAUCUUCGGCGCAGCCACCAACAAGGUGGUGUGCUCGUCACCACUCUGCCCCGCCUACCGCAAGGAGGUCGUGGGGUUGGUGGACGACCGCGUGUGCAAGAAGUGCCCGCCACAGCGCCUGGCGCGUUUCGAGGAGGAGUGCCGCAAGUACCGCACACUAGUCAUAAAGGGUGUGCGCGUCUUCGACGUGGCGGUGUUGGCGCCACUGCUGCGAGACCCGGCCUUGGACCUCAAGGUCAUCCACUUGGUGCGUGAUCCCCGCGCGGUGGCGAGUUCACGGAUCCGCUCGCGCCACGGCCUCAUCCGUGAGAGCCUACAGGUGGUGCGCAGCCGAGACCCGCGAGCUCACCGCAUGCCCUUCUUGGAGGCCGCGGGCCACAAGCUUGGCGCCAAGAAGGAGGGUGUGGGCGGCCCCGCAGACUACCACGCUCUGGGCGCUAUGGAGGUCAUCUGCAAUAGUAUGGCUAAGACACUGCAGACAGCCCUGCAGCCCCCUGACUGGCUGCAGGGCCACUACCUGGUGGUGCGGUACGAGGACCUGGUGGGAGACCCCGUCAAGACACUACGGAGAGUGUACGAUUUUGUGGGACUGUUGGUGAGCCCCGAAAUGGAGCAGUUUGCCCUGAACAUGACCAGUGGCUCGGGCUCAUCCUCCAAGCCUUUCGUGGUAUCUGCACGCAAUGCCACGCAGGCCGCCAAUGCCUGGCGGACCGCCCUCACCUUCCAGCAGAUCAAACAGGUGGAGGAGUUUUGCUAUCAGCCCAUGGCCGUCCUGGGCUAUGAGCGGGUCAACAGCCCUGAGGAGGUCAAAGACCUCAGCAAGACCCUGCUUCGGAAGCCCCGUCUCUGAAAGGGGUUCCCAGGAGACCUGAUCCCCUGUGGUGAUACCUAUAAAGAGGAUCGCAGUGUGUUUAAAUAAACACAGUCCAGACUCAAACGGAAGAAGCCCACAUAUUCUAUUAUAGAUAUAUAAAUAAUCACACACACAGUUGCUGUCAAUGUUUUGAGUCUGUGCAUUUCAAGGAACAGCCACAAAAUACACACACACCCCUCAGAAAAGGCAAGACUUGAACGUUCUGACCAGGUGCCCCUCUUCUUCUCUCCUUUGCCUUCUCUUGUUCUUUCUCCUAUUUCUUACCCCGUCCUCCACCUGCCUUCCAUUUUGAAGUGGGAUGUUAGUGAAAUCAAGUUCCAGUAACCCAAAUCUUGUUUACAAAAUUUUCGUGGUAUCUGUGAACAUGUAAGAGUAAUUUGGAUGUGGGGGUGGGGGUGGAGAAAGGGGAAGUGGUCCAGAAACAAAAAGCCCCAUUGGGCGUGAUAAGCCGAGGAGGCAUUCUUCUAAACUAGACUUUUGUGUAAAAAGCAAAGGUUACAUGUGAGUAUUAAUAAAGAAGAUAAUAAAUAAUAUUCUUUUUUA
Messenger RNA from Symphalangus syndactylus (siamang), 2240 nucleotides. It is a transcript of the gene CHST2, whose product is annotated as carbohydrate sulfotransferase 2. Gene Ontology annotation, biological process: carbohydrate metabolic process; N-acetylglucosamine metabolic process; sulfur compound metabolic process. Lineage: Eukaryota; Metazoa; Chordata; Mammalia; Primates; Hylobatidae. Gene Ontology annotation, cellular component: Golgi membrane. The record is from RefSeq and is a predicted model, not a curated record. Gene Ontology annotation, molecular function: N-acetylglucosamine 6-O-sulfotransferase activity.